This is a messenger RNA of Durusdinium trenchii, 2664 nucleotides long. Lineage: Eukaryota; Dinophyceae; Suessiales; Symbiodiniaceae. The record is from the annotation of a GenBank genome assembly.
AUGGAGGGCCGCUUCUCCUUUCAGCUGCCCAUUGGCCCAGAGGGCUCGGCAGCCAUGCCCUCGCGCUUGGCGAUGGAGAUCCAGGGGAAGCUAAUGGAAGGCGAAGUGGUGAACCGCUCGAAGGCUCAGAAGGUCUACCGGGAGAUCCUGCACGAAGCGCGUGACCCUGCACUGCUGGAGCAGAGCCAAGGAAAUAUCUUUACCGCUCGGGUCUUUCCCAUCGAUCCCCAUGCAGUUGUCAGAUUGAUCCUUUCCUAUACGAUCACCAUCCCCAUGCGCAACUGGCAUCGAACUCUGACGAUUCCGCUCGCUGGCUUGCCCGAAAUCCACAACUUCUCCUUCGCAGCCAGCGUGCGCGGCUUCAAUGGAGGCUUCAGUGCCAACUGCACCGUGGAUGGUGCCCCGCUCCUGAGCACCGUCACGGAGAACGAAGCGAUGCACUUCGCCACGGAGCGCGAGCACUACGUCGCGCAGAGCGACGUGCAGAUCGAUCUGUGGGAGCCGUUGGCGGUGUCCAAGAGCUUCUCAGUGGAUGGAGGGCAGAUGGUCUCGAGCUUCGUGAUUGAUGAGUCCAAUACCUCCAGCCGGGCCUUUUCACCGGAUUCGUGGAUAGUCUACGUGGACACCUCGGCAUCCACAGCGGAUUCGGUGUUGGUGCGGCUGCCCUUGAUCCAAGCCUUCUUGGAGGUGAAGGAGAUCCGGCCGCGGAGCCCAAAGGAUGGAUCCAUCGGCUUCAGUGUCCGGAGCUCUUUGGAGGAGAGUGAGACCCUCGGCAUUCUGAUCCUCAGUGAUUGCAUUGCUACGGCAAAUGAGAGAGCGGCCGCGCGUCUCGGGCAGCUUCUGACUCCGGUGCAGCGGCGCAUCGUUCAGCUGGGCGUCUUGGGCACCAAGUUCGACAGCGCUUUGGGCGCCGCCGUGGCCUCCGCCGGCCACGGCCGUAUCGUUCAUCUCCCCCUGACCUCCAAAGACCUUCCUUCGGUGGUCUCUGCCGCCUGGAAUGAAAUCCAGAAGCCCUUGGGCCUCCAUGGCCGUGUCACGGCUGAUUCUUCAGGGUCGUGGCAGUGGCCCCAAAGCGCCUUCGAUCUACAUGACGGGGAUGAGCUGGUGGUCUUCAGUGGAGGUGGUACAGGCAUCACCCUCCAUGCUCCCACGCUUGCGCUGGGUGCCCGCGUGGAGAAUGCGGGCGCGGUGUCAGCGGCUGCGGCCGCGUUCAGCUCAUUGCUAACACGUGAGGCCUCACGCGCACGUUUGGAGCUCUUAGAGGCGGAGAGGCAGCUAGCGAGCAGCAAAGCAAAGGCAAAGGAGAUCGAAGAUCAGUUGGUGCGUCUCUCAGAAGAAAGCCGCGUGAUGACACCACACACGGCCUUGUUGGUCUUGGAGACGGAUGCGGACUAUGUGCGCUUCGGCAUCCCCCAGGAUCGUCUCUCGCCCAUCCUCCGUGUGACGUCCAAUGGUGUGGAAUUGCAGAGCCGCGAGGCCAUCCAAACGGCGCUUCCGCCGUUGCCGGUUCCUUUGAGGACUCCACAGGAGCUUGAAGGAGAGGACCUGGAGCUCUUCUGGAAUUUCUCAAACAGCUCCGAGUGCGCGGCGGAUCAAAGCGAAUGCCAAAUGGAGAAAGAGGAGACCGGGCGGGUCCUGUUCACCUGGCUGCUCUUGCUGGUGACGUCCUUCGCUGCUUGGUCAGACCCGGAAAAGGAUGCGGACGAGGUGCUGGCAGAGCAUCAGGAACCUCCCAAGGAGCGCUUGAGGGACACUGCAGCCGCUUGGUUUCUUGUUGAACGAUUGCUCGGGCAAGGAAACUACUGCGCCUCGUGGAUCACCUGGGAUCCCAGCAACGACUUGGCCUUUGAAUAUCUGAGUAAGGCAGCCAUGCUACUGGGCGAAGUGGCCCCCCGCAGCUCCGAGCAGCUGCUGCGCGGCGCCUGGUUGAGCCUCUCGCUGGGCGACACCUCCGCGCUCGCGUGGGCUCGGCGCUUCGGGCUGCGCUCGCUCGAGGAACGCGAGGACAAUGCCAACACGUAUCGUGCUUUGGCAAUGGCCUACUGGCAGGACGUUCAGCUUGAGCAAGACUUCAAGUCAGCGGCUCAGACCUAUGAGAGGGCCUUGGGCAUCGGGUUCCACAGCCGCUAUGGCGAUGUGAAGCGCGUGCUGCGGGAGGAGGCGGCACUGAUGCUGCGGAGCCUUCGUGCCAUGGGCGACGAUGUGGACCUUCACCGCAACCUGGACCUGUUUGACCACCUUCACUUGCUGUGGUCCUUGGGGAGAGAUGUGCAGAACCCUGUGAAGAUUGUGGAGAAUAUCCGCUUGGAUGCGCCAUGCAGUGCCUCCGCUGCGCUGGCGCUCGCCUCCACCUACGCCCUGCGCUACGGCAGCUCGGCCGCCCGUGCCGCAGUGCUGCGCGAGGCGCGCCAAGCCGCCAAAGCCAGGGCGGCGCCCAAAGGGCAUGGAUGUUGCGCGGAGAGUUUGGAGCUGCAGCUCCCGGAGCUGCCCAGUGCUGGGCUGAAGGUGAAGUGGCCGGCGAAGUUGUCGGUGAAGCGUGGGGAGGUCAUCGAGAUCUUGGUGGUCAACGACACCGGAUCCAAAGCGGGAUCGCUCAACGGAUCCAAUGUGCUCGUGUGGCUGGUCUCCGACAGCGCACUUUUCGGCGGACAUGGCCACGCCUGA